AUCGGAAUAAGGAAAAGGAAGGGGUGGAGUUGGAUUCGGUCGGACCAACCAACCACAUUCGAAUCCGAUUCGGGUACACCAUUUUAAACCCUCCCAUCCACUUCCAUUGACGAAGAGGGUCUUAUAGAGACAGAGAGAGAGAGAGAGAGAGAGGUGAAGAAGAAGAAGCUAGCACAGCAAUGGUACAGAAGAAGGGAGCAAGUAGGGUUUCUGAAGAUGCAGAAGAAGAGUUGGCUCGAGCACCCUUACGGGCCGUCCUCUUGGCCGAUAGCUUCGCCCAGAAGUUCCGCCCCAUCACCCUCGAGCGCCCCAAAGUACUAUUACCAUUGGUCAACAUCCCUAUGAUUGAUUACACCUUAGCAUGGCUUGAAUCAGCUGGUGUUGAAGAAGUUUUUGUCUUUUGCUGUGCUCAUUCCAGGCAAGUGAUUGAUUAUUUAAAUAAUUCCAAGUGGUUCGGUCAACCAAACUUUACGAUCAAGACAAUAGAAUCUCACAAUUCUGUUAGUGCUGGAGAUGCAUUGCGUUUGAUUUAUGAGCAGAAUGUGAUAUAUGAAGAUUUCAUCCUUAUAAGUGGAGAUACAUUGAGCAACAUGUCACUCACACAAGCACUUGAAGAACACAAGGAGAGAAGGAAAAAAAAUAGCAAUGCUGUAAUGACUAUGGUUAUAAAAAAGUCAAAGCCUUCGCCGCUUACUCACCAAUCUCGGCUCGGUACUGAUGAGCUGUUUAUGGCCAUUGAUCCUGAAACAAAGCAGCUUUUAUAUUAUGAGGAUAAGGCUGACCAUUUAAAAGGGUCAAUAACUCUUGAUAAGAUGUUACUUGCGGAUAAUCCUUCUGUUUCUCUGCACAAUGACAAACAGGAUUGUUAUAUUGACAUCUGCUCUCCAGAAGUUCUGAGUCUUUUUACCGACAAUUUUGACUAUCAACAUCUGCGCCGUCAUUUUGUUAAGGGAUUGCUUGUCGAUGAUAUAAUGGGUUACAAAAUUUUCACCCAUGAAAUUUACUCUAGUUAUGCGGCUAGAAUUGACAACUUUCGAAGCUAUGACACUGUUAGCAAGGAUAUUAUUCAAAGAUGGACAUACCCAUUCGUUCCAGAUGUCCAAUUUUUUGGGAAUAAUGCAGCUAAACUUGAAAGGCAGGGCAUGUACCGAUCAUCAGGGAUAGUGCAAUCACGUUCUGCACAAAUUGGUCCUUUUACAGUAAUUGGAAAUGGCACUACUAUUGGGAACAACACAAAAAUUUCAAAUUCAGUUGUGGGGGAAGGGUGUAAUAUUGGAUCAAAUGUUGCAAUAGAGGGUUCCUAUAUAUGGCAGAAUGUCACCAUCGAAGAUGGCUGUACAAUAAGACAUGCCAUAGUAUGUGAUGGUGUGAUAAUGAAGUCUGGAGCAGUUUUGGAACCUGGUGUAGUUUUGUCUUUCAAGGUUGUAAUAGGACAACAAUUUGUUGUUCCUGCUUACUCAAAGGUAUCAUUACUUCAACAGCCAACCAAGCAAGAUAGUGAUGAGGAGCUGGAAUAUGCUGAUGAUAGCAGUGGGAUUGUCGAAAUUCCAUCAAUUUCUUGUACAUCGGAUAAGUUGAGUGGGGAACUAACAUCUGAAUUAUCUGAGACACAGCGGUGGGCGACAUCUGAGGUUGGUGCUGGUGGAGUUGGUUUCAUAUGGUCCGUUGGUGAAGGAGGCUAUGAAGAAGAAUUGAGACAUUCUGUUGCACCCAUUCCUGCCGAUAAACUUGCUGAGAUUAUACAAGCUGCAAAUGAUGACGUCGAGAUGUCAGCUCAAGAUGGUAAUCUUUUACCUCCUUCAGGAGAGCUGCAACCUGACUCUAACAGUAUUGGUUCUGAAGAUAAUAUUGAGGACAUGAGAGAUGACUAUAUAUACUUUGAAAAGGAGGUUGAAGCAACUUUUUUGAGGGCUGUUCAAGAAAACAUUACAGAAGAACAUGUUGUAUUAGAAGUUAACUCACUGCGGUUGUCAUACAAUAAGACUUCUGUGGACUGUGCCAGUGCACUAUUCUAUUCAAUGAUGAAAUUGGCAUUGGAGACUCCACACAGUUCAACUAGUGAAUUGCUUGGGAAUGCUACAAAUGUAAUUGGCACAUGGCAAAAGCUUCUAAAGUAUUACUUGCCAAGCCUAGAUGAGGAGAUUGAAGUCAUAUUGAAAUUCGAAGAAAUGUGCUUGGAAUCUGCUAAGGAAUUUUCUUCAAUAUUUGUACAGGUUUUGCAUCUUUUGUACGACAAAGACAUUUUACAAGAAGAUGCUAUUCAUAAUUGGGCCACUGAAAAAGAAGGUGCAGACGAAUCUGAUAAAGUUUUUCUGAAGCAGUCAGAAAAAUUCAUCCAAUGGUUGAAUGAAGCGUCCGAGGAAGAAGAUUGACAAGAUCCAUGUUUGUUCCUUUUAACGUGAUUAAUUUGUUCCGUAGACAUUGUCUUUAUGUCAUCUCUUGUGGCGCUUGUGGUUUUUUCUCAUGUUUGCUGAUUUACAUGUAACUGUUAUUUACUCUAGAAACAGUGCCCAAGAAAACCGGCUGAUAAUCCUUAGAAAUCUCUUUUUUGUAAUUUUUUUUCCCAGUGUCUGGUUAAAGAGAGAAGAGAGUUACAAGACAGAGACUGUUGGGAUGCACCAUUUUUUUUUCUUUGUUUAUCGUGAUUUUAAUUUUUAUUUGUUUAUCAGAGAAAUAGAUUAUAGCCGGAGGACCAAACCAGCGUAUAAACUAAAGUUACGGACAUAAAAUGAAGAAUUUGAGUUGAAUUGUGUA
Camellia sinensis is the source of this 2754-nucleotide messenger RNA. Its product is annotated as Trimeric LpxA-like enzyme. Gene Ontology annotation, cellular component: eukaryotic translation initiation factor 2B complex. NCBI's taxonomy places the organism in Eukaryota, Viridiplantae, Streptophyta, Magnoliopsida, Ericales, Theaceae. The record is from RefSeq and is a predicted model, not a curated record. Gene Ontology annotation, biological process: biosynthetic process. Gene Ontology annotation, molecular function: translation initiation factor activity; guanyl-nucleotide exchange factor activity; translation initiation factor binding.